UUGCUCAACUCCUUUACCUUUUUGACAGGCAGACAUUAAAGCAGCUCUUUUUUCGGGCCGCAUAAAUAUCUGCUUUUAUUUACUACAUCUCCAAAUAAAAACUUAUUAAAAUGGUUGUUAAGAAGCCCAGGCCAAAGAAGAAGCCAGUAACCAAGAAGGUUGCCCCUGCACCAUUGGCAGUUAAGAAGCCAGUGGUAAAGAAAGUUGUAAAUCAACUUUUCGAAAAGAGGCCCAAAAAUUUUGGCAUCGGUCAAAAUGUGCAACCUAAACGUGAUUUGUCCCGCUUUGUUAGAUGGCCAAAAUACAUUCGCAUUCAACGUCAAAAGGCUGUUUUGCAGAAACGCUUGAAGGUGCCACCACCAAUUCAUCAAUUCACUCAAACACUUGACAAAACCACAGCUGUCAAGAUGUUCAAGCUGUUAGAAAAGUAUCGUCCAGAAUCAGCACUUGCUAAGAAACAACGUUUGAAGAAAAUUGCUGAAGCCAAAUCUAAGGGCAAGGAUGUGCAACCCAAGAAGAAGCCAUCAUUUGUACGCUCUGGCACCAACACAGUAACCAAAUUGGUUGAACAAAAGAAAGCGCAAUUAGUUGUCAUUGCUCAUGAUGUCGAUCCAUUAGAGUUGGUACUUUUCUUGCCUGCUCUCUGCCGUAAAAUGGGAGUUCCAUACUGCAUCGUUAAGGGCAAAGCACGUUUGGGUCUUUUGGUACGUCGUAAGACUUGCACGACCUUAGCUUUAACCAAUGUUGAGGCUAAUGACAAGGCUAACUUCAGCAAAAUCUUAGAAGUCAUCAAGACCAACUAUAACGAUCGUCAUGAUGAAAUCCGUAAACACUGGGGUGGUGGUCUCUUGGGCUCAAAGAGUUUGGCACGUAUCGCUAAGUUGGAACGCGCGAAAGCACGUGAAUUGGCACAGAAACAAGGCUAAGCUUAAGUUAAGCUUUACGUUUUGUUUUUAUAUUUUAACAAUAGAAG
Messenger RNA from Teleopsis dalmanni, 973 nucleotides. Its product is annotated as 60S ribosomal protein L7a. Gene Ontology annotation, biological process: ribosome biogenesis. Gene Ontology annotation, cellular component: ribonucleoprotein complex. The transcript has 4 exons. Bases 111 to 926 code for a protein of 271 amino acids. Lineage: Eukaryota; Metazoa; Arthropoda; Insecta; Diptera; Diopsidae. The record is from RefSeq and is a predicted model, not a curated record.